AUGUAUCUGAUUUCAAGAGGUGGAGAAUACGCAAGUGCUUAUUCAAACUAUCAUAGCGACGAUUAUUAUAAUUAUGAAUAUUAUACAAAUAUGGAUCCAAGAAUUCAUACUCGAAAUAAUUGGCUUUUAAUAUACUGGAAAGACAAACUAGUAGAUGUUGAUGAAGUUGUUCACUUAUAUGUCACUUUUACUCCAAAUCCCCAAAUUAAACAAUCUCCAAAAGUAAUAAUGAACACACAAUUAGAAGAAAACUAUCCAACUAAGCAUAAUUUAUUACUUGAAGGUCGAUGCGAAGGAUAUGAAAAUGACCAAUCAAUUGUUUUAUAUUAUCAAUAUAAUUGGGGAAAAAUUGUCAAACUAAAUGAAUUCAAUAUAACGGAUGAAUUGAAGUCUAUUGAUUUUUCAUUUGAUUUAAUAUUAGAAUCAUAUAGAGCUGCAAGGAUUAUCAAUGUAUGGGCAGUCACAAAAGAUGCUGCCAUGACAAAUUAUUAUUCAAAGUAUAUAUAUACAGGAAGAAAACCAGUUUUAUACAUUAUAACUCCCCCAAAGAAAUUGUAUUAUAAGGACAAUACAAUUUACGUUGAUUUUGCAGGAAACUGUGAUUAA
Messenger RNA from Trichomonas vaginalis G3, 606 nucleotides. RefSeq lists its product as uncharacterized. The coding region runs from base 1 to 606 and encodes 201 amino acids. The transcript has a single exon. The record is from RefSeq and is a predicted model, not a curated record. NCBI's taxonomy places the organism in Eukaryota, Parabasalia, Trichomonadida, Trichomonadidae.